AUGGAUCUUCGCGUCGACAUCGUCGAGACGAGGCUCUGCCUGGACCAUCGCAGGAGGCCACCAGGUAAGUUCCCCCUCAGGUAAGUGCAUUUGCUCUGUUUCUUCCUAUUGUCUGUUGAAGUUCCGUGUCGUAUGCUGCUCUUGCUGCCUGCCCUCUGUAUGCUAGUCAGUCUGAUAAUAGCUAGACGAAACCCUCGCUGCCUGCUGCGACUGUCUGUCUGUCAGUCUAUGCCACUCUCUGCUAAUAGCUAGGUGCUAUGGAGCUUGACACUUGAAUGGUGCCCUCUCACUUGUGUCUCUGACUGAUGACUGUGUCUGUUUGUCCACUCUAGCUAGCUGUAAGUCCCAUAGCGUUAUGUAGUGUGUAUGCUCUCUCCUACUUCACUCCAUCACAUCACCAUCACCACCAAGGUCUCAGGCUAAUUCGGGUCGUUCUCUCACUAACAAAAUGUCGUGGCCCAUAGUGUAGUCCGGCAGCCGUCUGGGAUAACCGGGCAGCCCUGUUCAGGGAUGCGUUGCCUGCCCCCGCGAGGGGGAGGGGGCUAGAAAAGGUGCCCUAAAGAUCGCUGGGAACCACGCUGUCUGUAGGCUGGCGUGGCGGCAGACAAAAAACACACGGUUGAAACAGCCAAAAUCGAAACAACAACAACAACAACAACAACAACAACAACAACAACUACAACAACAAUCACUCUCUUCCUCUUCCAGCCUAUUCUUCUUCCUCUACUACUCCUACUUUUCGCCGCCGCAUUGGCCAGACUGGCAGGGUGCGCCCGCUCACUCUGGCAGCCUGGAAUGUUCGUUCCCUUUUAGACAAUCCGAGGAGCAACCGACCGGAACGGAGGACGGCGCUAGUGGCACGAGAACUGGCGCGCUACAAGGUGGACAUCGCCGCACUCAGCGAGACCCGAUUCUCCGAACAAGGCCAACUGGAGGAGGUGGGUGCCGGUUACACCUUCUUCUGAAGUGGUCGACCCAAGGCAGAGCGACGAGACGCGGGUGUUGCCUUCGCCAUCCGGACCGACAUCGUGGGACGACUACCCUGUUUGCCGCAGGGAAUCAACGAUCGCCUGAUGAGCCUCCGCCUGCCUCUCCGCCGGGGUGGGGGAAAAUUCGCCACCAUCAUCGGCGCCUACGCUCCGCCGAUGACCAGCCCCGACGCCGCCGCAGGAGACAAAUUCUACGAGGACCUGCACGCACUCUUGGCGACUGUGUCGAAGGCGGACAAGUUGAUUGUCCUUGGUGACUUAAACGCCCGCGUCGGCACAGACCAUACUGCCUGGAGAGGAGUGCUGAGUCCCCAUGGUCUCCGCGGCUCCAACGACAACGGCCUGCUUCUCCUCCGCACCUGCGCAGAACACCGCCUCAUCCUGACGAGCACGUUCUUCUGUCUGCCGGAGCGAGAGAAGGCCACCUGGAGGCAUCCUCGGUCGCGUCAGUGGCACCUGCUGGACUAUGUCCUCGUCCGGAGGCGAGAUCAGCGGGACGUGCUGGUGACGAAGGCGAUCGCGGGUGCUGAUGGGUGGACCGACCAUCGCCUAGUCAUCUCGAAGAUGCGUAUUCGUCUACAACCUCGCAGGCGACCACAAGGUAAGCGACCCCCAGGUAAGCUGAAUGUUGCCUUGUUGUCUUUGCCUGCUCACCAUCUUCAUUUCAGCAAUGAGCUAGCUCAACGUCUACACAACCUCCCCAUCGCCGAUGCCGCCGCUGCCGAGAACGCCUCCGUGGAGAACCGCAGGUGUCAAAUGCGAGACACGGUCCAGUCGACGGCGCUCGCCGUCCUCGGUCGCGCUCCCCGCCAACACCAGGACUGGUUCGACGACAACGACUCUGCCAUCAGCAAUCUGCUUGCUGAGAAGAACCGCCUCCACAAAGCCUACGUAGAUCACCCCACUGAGGACAACAAAGCUGCCUUCUACCGCAGUCGCCGCCAACAUCAGCAACGUCUGCGCGAGAUGCAGGACGCCUGGACUGCUCGCAAAGCUGAGGAGAUCCAAGGCUACGCGGACCGCAACGAAUGGAAGAACUUCUUCUCCGCGAUCAAAGCUGUCUACGGUCCGCCGACGAAGGGCACUGCUCCUCUCCUCAGCGCCGACGGCAGCACUCUCCUGACUGAGAAGACGCAAAUCCUACAGCGAUGGGCCGAGCAUUUCCGAGGCGUCCUCAACCGCCCUUCCGCCAUCUCUGACGCCGCCAUCGAGCGUUUGCCGCAAGUGGAGACCAACGUGGACCUCGACCUCCCGCCAUCUCUCCAAGAAACCAUCAGGGCCGUGCAGCAGCUCUCUAGCGGGAAAGCACCCGGAUCGGACGCAAUCCCUGCUGAGGACUACAAGCACAGAGGUCCCCAACUCAUGGAUCACCUGACUGCGCUCUUCCAGGAGAUGUGGCGUCAAGGUGAAGUCCCGCAAGAUUUCAAGGACGCAACCAUCGUGCAUCUCUACAAGCGAAAGGGGAACCGCCAAGUCUGUGACAAUCACCGUGGCAUCUCCUUGCUGAACAUCGCCGGGAAGAUCUUCGCUCGCAUCCUGCUCAACCGCCUCAAUAACCACCUGGAACAGGGCCUUCUGCCGGAAAGUUAA
This is a messenger RNA of Spirometra erinaceieuropaei, 2579 nucleotides long. Lineage: Eukaryota; Metazoa; Platyhelminthes; Cestoda; Diphyllobothriidea; Diphyllobothriidae. The record is from the annotation of a GenBank genome assembly.